UGGGAUUUAAGAUUAGCCCGGAAGUACAGUAGUGCACCAGGACAAGAGAUGGAGAAGAAAGUAAACAGCGUCGCAUAAAAAAGUUGAAAAGCAGGAUGGACGAGACAAUGGCUACGUUCACACAGGCAGUCAAAUCGGAUCUUUUUCCCACAAAUUUGUAUUUUGACCAAUCACAUCCGAAGCACCAUGGCAACGUGCUAUAUUUUACAAUUGAAGGCUGCAGCAGAAGCGAACUCCAGCAAAUAAACACAACAUUGUUUCACCUUCUUUAACAAAAGACUCAGAAACAGGAAAUAGGCUACAGCUUGCUUCACAGUUUCUCCACUAACGAUGUACUGUAUCUCGACAACGUUGAGUGCACGUGGGUAUGUACCCAGCGUAGUACAGUACCAAAGUUUUGGUCGAUAAGACCAAUUAGUGACAAAAAUAUCAGAAUUGGGCUGCCGGUGUGAUCACAGCAUAUGUGGAUUGCCCCAUAACAGAGACCUGAAUGGUGGAGAGCAGAGCACUUUAGCCUGUCUCUAGGAACUUUGGUGUCGCUUGAACGGGAGAGACUCAACCCCAGGAUCAGCACAGACAAACCAUACCAGCCAAACAGUCAGGUCAGCCCCCUGCAACAGGCAUACCAGCCUGGAAGAAGGAAUUUGAUGAGUGUGGGAGCAGUGGGGGGUGCUGGGAGUUGUGGCAAUGGCAGUGAAGGCUGCUGCUCAGCUAUGACAUCAUCCUCCGUUCUCCCGGGGAGAUAGUGAGAUCAUGGCUGUCAUGAGAAACCUGUAUUUCAACCCAUCAAGUGCCUGAGGGAGCAGAGGUCAAAUGGCAAAGUGGCUCAAAGACUAUUUGAGUUUUGGGAGCAGGAGGAUGCCUCCUCAGCCACCCAAACCAGACUACACAGAGAGUGAGAUACUGAAAGCCUAUCGGGCUCAGAAGAAACUAGACUUUGAGGACCCAUAUGAGGACUCUGAGAACCGGGUCAGAAACGAGUCUGGGUCCUCAGACUCCUCCUACCCUGCCUUUGGUUCUCCUCUGAAGUCCGCCAGCCUGGAUAUGAAGGUUGUAUCUCCCAAACACCGCCUCAUCAAGAUGGACUCUCAGGACCUGGGGAGAACUAAGAUCUUACUGAGUGCCGUCUCCCUAGAAGAUCAAGAGCCUGUGGUUCCGUCAGCCCCAGCAGUAAGAGAUGCAGAUUACUCUGAUCCGUUUGAUGCUCACCCAAACCCCCGGCCAGAGCCUGAUCUGGGACCUGUGUACUGCGAGAACAACGGCUACAUGGAGCCUUACGAGGUCCAACGCGUCAUCACAGAGUUGCAGCACGGUCCCGGAGUGGGUCGGACACGAGGCGAGGUGCAGCUCUACGACACCCCCUAUGAGAAUGAGCGGGGGCGGGGGCGGCCGCUAGGGGUGGGGCUGGGGUACGGCGACCCCCUGGAGGAAGGCAGGGAGAGCCGGUUGCCGCAGGAUGACGAGCGGCCAGCAGACGAGUACGACCAGCCCUGGGAGUGGAAAAAAGAGAACAUCUCUAAAGCCUUCGCAGUGCAGUUUGAUGGUGCUGAGUGGGACCGGUCCUCGUCCCCAACGGAGCGCCUGCGUCCACCCAGGUCCAGCCCCCUGGCAGGAGGGAGCAUGAAGUUCCGGAUGCCCUGCUCUGACCCUCACAACAUGAUGGGGGAGAGAGUAGACCCCAACCUGCCCCUGGAGAAACAAGUGUGGUACCACGGGGCACUGUCGCGGUCAGAGGCAGAGUCUCUGUUGACCCUGUGUAAGGAGUGUAGCUACCUGGUGAGGAACAGCCAGACCAGCCUCAACGACUACUCUCUCUCACUACGGUGCUGCCAAGGCUUCAUGCACAUAAAGUUCAGCCAGUGUAAGGAUGGGAAGUACGUCCUGGGGCAGAACAGCCUGCCAUUCAACACCAUCCCAGAGGUCAUCCACUUCUACACCACACACAAGCUACCAAUCAGAGGAGCCGAACACCUGUCUCUGCUCUUCCCUGUGCUCGUACAGACCCUCUGAUUUGCUGGGACAAUGGUCCUGGAAUCCUGGGUCACAUUGUGAUUGGACAUUGACUUUAGAUUGUGUAAAUUCCUUUAAUAUUCAAGUCAAUCAGGCCAUCUGUGCUCUCGUUGGACUAGACUAUUUUGUUGAGGAUUCAGCAUCCGCUGGCUUGUCAGUACCUUCGCAGACCUUCUCGUUUCUGUUGUGCCAAAUCUCUCUGAUCUGGGAACAGAUUCAUAUGAAACGCAAUACCUGGACUGUACCAACGCCUUCUCUCUGUAGCCUACUUGGGAUGCUAUCUGGACUGACUGUUGCAGAAUGAGCCUCUCACUGAGCUAGUGCUGCUGCCUGUACUGCUCCACUGGUUGACAGUCUGAGGGGAGACGUGGUUCUACUCACACAAACCUUUGUUGAUUUGAUUCUCUCUGUAUUGUUAAGUAAACCUAUUUGUCAAUGCUUUAUGUUGACGAACUGGUGUCACCCGCAUCACUUACUGUAUGGCUGUUGUAGCAGCAGCUGUGUCUGAUUGUACUACUGUUGCCGUGUGGUUGUCAUAUGAUCUGUUUGUCUGGACACUGUCACUGACUGGUUGCAGUGCUCUGUAGUUGACCAGAACAAUUUUUAAUGGCGAGACAAAGGUUUAAACCGCCAUAUAAAUGGCCAUAUCAGUGGUAAUGGGUGUUAUGGUUUAAUGAUUAUUCUUAUUACCUGGGUCGUCAUAAUCAAUGGCAUUGUUGUCGUCUCUGAUUGUAAUUAUGGAUAAGACGCGUUCUCAUUUACCUGCUGUGUUCAACCGUUUCACGUGGUAAAACAAUAAACAGUUUCUUAAAGA
Salvelinus fontinalis (brook trout) is the source of this 2824-nucleotide messenger RNA. RefSeq names its product SH2 domain-containing adapter protein F-like. Gene Ontology annotation, molecular function: phosphotyrosine residue binding. Bases 814 to 2010 code for a protein of 398 amino acids. The transcript is spliced from 9 exons. NCBI's taxonomy places the organism in Eukaryota, Metazoa, Chordata, Actinopteri, Salmoniformes, Salmonidae. The record is from RefSeq and is a predicted model, not a curated record.